AUGGGACCUGGAAUGGGAGAUAGUAUUUUUUGUCCCUUGGGCUUCCAUGGUGACCGCUGUGAAUUCUACCCCCUCACAGGCCAGUGCCAGAAUGGGACCAUCUGGAAUGGAAAAGAGUGUGUCUGUGCCCAAGGCUUCUUCGGUUACCAAUGCAAGUCCCUUGUGGACUCCUUCUUCCUAGAAAUCCCAGAAAUAAUCAAUGCCACUUUAGGUGUGACAGUGAAAGUGACUAACAAGAAUUUCACAAAAGAUCUGAAUAACAUAUCCUCCCCAGACUACUGGAAUUUCACUCAACUAUUCAAGAGUCAGAUGGAUAAAGCUUACAUGGGCAAAGACUUUCCCCAGUACAGAGGCGUGAUCAUUAGGAGACUGUUCAAUGGCAGUGUUGUGGUGGAACAUGACGUCAUCAUGGAGGCAAACUACACUUCAGAGUUUGAGGAACUAUUUGCAAACCUCUCUAAACUCAUAAAGGUCAAGAUUAUGAAUGAGACCAAAAGGCUAUCUGGUGAUUCUGAAGAGUGCAGAGCCUCCUCACAUCUGUGCUUCAGUGAGGAAGCCACCAUCGUGAGCGAGAACGUGAUGCUGGGGUUUGACUUGAAGGAGCAAUGCACUCAGAAGGCUGCGAAGGACUAUGCCCAGUUCUACUUUGUGGAUGAGCUGGAUGGGAAGCUGGCCUGUGUGACCAAAUGCACCUCGGGGACGAAGUUGCAACUGAACUGUAAUGAGGGAGAAUGCCAGCUGCAACGCAGUGGCCCCCGCUGCCUAUGCCCAACCUCGGACACACACUGGUACUGGGGAGAGACGUGUGCAUUGAGCACCAGCAAGAGCCUGGUGUACGGGAGUGUGGGGGCCGUGGGAGCACUGCUGGUGGUCAUGGUGGUGAUCCUGACUGUCUUCCUUGGCCGAUCCCAGAGAAAACUGCACAGGCAAGAAUACAAUUUGUGGCAAGGAGAAGAUCUUUCUGGCGGCUUCCAGAACACAGGCAUCUGGGAAGAUGAGAAUCUGAAGGAAGACAGAUUCGCCCUUGAAAACAUCUACAGCCAUUUCCAGCCCUCUCUGGAGAACGUUGACCCUACUACAGAGCUCCACAUCCAGAGGCCCAGGGUCCUGACAACUGCUCAGUGA
Lynx canadensis (Canada lynx) is the source of this 1125-nucleotide messenger RNA. RefSeq names its product mucin-12-like. The record is from RefSeq and is a predicted model, not a curated record. The transcript is spliced from 10 exons. NCBI's taxonomy places the organism in Eukaryota, Metazoa, Chordata, Mammalia, Carnivora, Felidae. Bases 1 to 1125 code for a protein of 374 amino acids.